Messenger RNA from Eimeria mitis, 2256 nucleotides. RefSeq lists its product as uncharacterized. Bases 1 to 2256 code for a protein of 751 amino acids. NCBI's taxonomy places the organism in Eukaryota, Apicomplexa, Conoidasida, Eucoccidiorida, Eimeriidae. The transcript is spliced from 10 exons. The record is from RefSeq and is a predicted model, not a curated record.
AUGGCUCAGCUGCGCCCAGACAAACCCUUCUCCCCUUCUAAAAGCGCAGCAACAACAGCAGCAGCAACAGCAGCACCGGCAGCAGCAGCAGCAGCAGCAGCAGCAGCAGCAGCGCACAGUGCAGCAGCCGCCGGGGGUCAAGAACGACCGCUGCUGCAGCCUUCCGCAUUUACGUUUCCUUCCUCUGUCUCUGAUGCACUGUAUCACCCGGUUUCUGUUGCCUCUUCUUUGCAUGCAGCAAAGUCAAUCGGCAGCAGCUCCUUUUUGACUCCGCAGCUGACAGAGGGGGCCCCCAUGGGGGCCCCCUCUUUCGAGGCCCCCCGCUGGGGGCCCCCCAACUCCUGCCUGGCUAUGGAGGCAGCAGACUUUGUCUCUGCCGCGCCAGCGCCUGAGUGGUCUGUGUUGGGUGUCGUCAAUCACUGUUUAGAAUUCGCAGAGGCCCUCCGGGGCCCCCUGCGGGGGCCCCUCGGGGGGCCCCCCUGGGGGCCCCUUCGGGGGGCCCCAGGACAGGCGCCAAGAGCGGGAGCAGCAGCUGCUGCUCAGCCGAUGUAUGCUACCCUCAAGCAAUGGAGGCGUUUCAAUGCAGGUCUCCUCGCGGCGACGGCCUGCACCAGCAGCAGCAGCAGCAGCUGCAGCAGCAGUUGCAACAGCAGCAGCAGCAGCAGCAGCAGCAGCAGCGAAGCGGGACUGAGCAGGCUGAAGCAUAAGCCUCAGAUACCCCCAGCUCUUAAAGACAGCGAGGCUGUCGCUAUUUGGGGGGCAGCAGCAGCGCUGGCGUUCCUUCAUACACGAAGGAAAGCUCGGCAAAGCAACUGGCUACAGCAGCAGCAGCAGCAGCAACAGCAGCAGCAGCAGCAACAGCUGCAGCAGCGGCAACAGCUGCAGCAGGAGGGUCAAAAGGAAGUUCACUACGGAUUCCCGUCGUUGUAUUACCCCUCUGCAGCAGCAGCAACAACAGCAGCAGCAGCAGCAGAUGACUGCCUUUUAAGGGGGACGUCGGCUGCGUGGGAGCCAUCGCCUCCCCCAGCAGCAGCAGCAGCAGCAGCAGCAACAGCAGCAGCAGCAGCGGAUGCAGGAGCAGCUGAUGGAGGUGCCCAGGGCAUGCCCCCGUUGUUGGAGGCUCAGGAGGAGGUAGUGGAGGUCCGCGUUCUGUUUUUGCUGCUGCUGCUGCUGGCAGCACGACGGCAGCAGCAGCAGCAGCAGCACAAUUUCCCUACUCCUACUGAGCCCUGGUGCUCCUCCCCCAGAGCAGCAGAAGCUCUCCUUGCUGAUGCUGCAGCACGAGGCCCCCCUCUCUCUAACAGAACCCUACAUACCAACAGCAGCGGGCAUCUCGACGCCAGCAAAAUCCGGCAGUAUCUGCUGCAGCACAUGCCGCAGCUGCUGCAGUUGCUUCGUUGUGAGCGCUAUCCUCAGCAGCAGCAAGAGCAGCAGCAACAGCAGCAGCAACAGCAACAGCAGCAGCAGCAGCAGCACGACUUCAGUGAAUGCCUUGCGGUAUUUGAGUUAGAGGCACUCGAGGCCUUUCUGGAAUGUGACACCCCGCAGGGGCUUGCUGCUGCGCUUACUGGGGAGACGUCGCCGCCAUCGCCAUUGCAGCUGUUGCCUCAGGGGGCCCUUCAACACUUGAUAGGGGGCCUUAGCGGGUCGCAUGCGGCGGACAAGCAGCAGCAGAAGGCUAUCUACGCGCGUUCUCAUCUUCGAAACCUUAAAGGAGCGCUGAGAUGCCUUGACUCCGGGACGUUGGGCCAUUCGCGUAUACUACGGAUUUCUUCCUGCAGCAACAGCGACAUUUUCAUAUCCUGCCCUGUGGAGGCCCUGUUCAUAGAAGAGCUCUCCGGCUGCUCGGUGGUUGCGCCUGCUGUUGAGGGGCCCCUCUUCGUCCGCAGCUGCUGCCGCCUCACGCUGCACGCCAGAGCUAACUCUGUCUUCGUGGAUAACACCCUGGGGGCGGAGCUGUUUGUGGCUUGCUGCUUCCCCCCCCUCCUCCUCGGCGACAGCCGGGCGCUCUCCUUGGGGCCCUACAACCUUAUCUGCCGCCCGCAGCAGCAGCAGCAGCAGCAGCAGGAGCAGCAGCAGCAGCAGCAGCAGCAGCAGGAGCAAGAGCAGGAAGAAGAGGCCUGUGAGCGGCGUCGUCUGCCUCUGCAUGAGCCAGAAUUUUGCAGAAAAAACUCCCCCAAGUCGCGGCGUUUUCUGCAGCACUUGAGCAGGCGUGCAGAUGAGCAGGCAGAACUGCAGCAAGAGACCCCUCCCUGA